AUGGUUCGUCUGCGACUUCAGCGCUUCGGCAAGAAAAACUGGCCAUUCUACCGCCUGGUGGCAGCCGAUGCUCGCUCUCCGAGAGAUGGCAAAUGCCUCGAGUACCUGGGAACUUACAACCCCCUGCCGACCAAGCAUGGGGAGAAGUUUGUCACGUUGAACUACGAUAGGAUCAAGUACUGGCUGGUGGUUGGUGCACAACCUACCGACCGAGUAGCGAAGUUGCUCGGAGGUGCAAACAUUUUGCCUUUCAAACCCGAAUACAGAUUCAAGGAACCCAAGGAGAAGAAGGAGUAG
Molecule: messenger RNA, 297 nt
Organism: Guillardia theta CCMP2712
Lineage: Eukaryota; Cryptophyceae; Pyrenomonadales; Geminigeraceae
Exons: 2
Coding region: 1-297 (98 amino acids)
Biological process (GO): mitochondrial translation
Cellular component (GO): ribosome; small ribosomal subunit
Molecular function (GO): structural constituent of ribosome
Source: RefSeq, a predicted model, not a curated record